This is a messenger RNA of Rotaria sp. Silwood2, 336 nucleotides long. The record is from the annotation of a GenBank genome assembly. Lineage: Eukaryota; Metazoa; Rotifera; Eurotatoria; Philodinida; Philodinidae.
AUGGCUUCAUCUUCGAAUAGAGGACGAAUACAAAUGCAUUCAACUACUGUUUCUGAAAAUCAAUAUUUUCUUAUUACUAUCACAAAUUAUCCAAAUCUUUUGAAUCGUACACAAUCCUACCAACAACAACCGAAUAAUGAAUUGCAACAACGACUUCGAGUUGGAAUGCUAUCUCCCAAUACAGCUAUCCAUUUUGGUAUCGCGCAUACAGAAGAACAUGAAAUAUUAUUAUACAAUACACUACGAUUUGAAUUAGAAGAAUGUAUUCGAGCAUAUCUUCAACGAACUCAACGAUUAUAUCCAAUUAACUUGGUUUUUAACUUAUCCAAUCUCUAA